Molecule: messenger RNA, 1607 nt
Organism: Chrysochloris asiatica (Cape golden mole)
Lineage: Eukaryota; Metazoa; Chordata; Mammalia; Afrosoricida; Chrysochloridae
Gene: MSANTD3
Product: Myb/SANT-like DNA-binding domain containing 3
Exons: 3
Coding region: 47-874 (275 amino acids)
Source: RefSeq, a predicted model, not a curated record
GUGAUGGGACUCGGAUCGCUAACGGCCAGGAGAAAUAUAGUGGAAAAUGCAAAACAACGAAAUUAUAAAACCCGCCAAAUACUUCUCAGAAUUAGAAAAGAGCAUCUUGCUUGCUUUAGUGGAAAAGUACAAAUAUGUGCUUGAAUGUAAAAAAAGUGAUGCGCGAACUAUUGCACUCAAGCAACGUACCUGGCAAGCACUUGCCCACGAAUACAACUCUCAGCCAAGCGUAUCGCUGCGGGAUUUCAAACAGCUGAAGAAGUGCUGGGAAAACAUCAAGGCUCGGACCAAAAAAAUCAUGGCCCAUGAAAGGAGAGAGAAAGUGAAGCGGAGCGUCAGCCCGCUGCUGAGCACACACGUCCUCGGGAAGGAGAAAAUCGCCACCAUGCUGCCCGAGCAACUCUACUUCCUGCAGAGCCCUCCUGAAGAGGAGCCCGAAUACCACCCGGAUGCUGCCGCCCAAGAGUCAUUUGCUGUUUCAAAUAGAGAACUGUGCGAUGAUGAGAAAGAGUUCAUACAUUUUCCAGUAUGUGAGGGGACCUCUCAACCUGAACCCUCGUGUUCAGCUGUCAGAAUAACAGCCAAUAAAAACUACAGGAGCAAAACCUCUCAGGAAGGUGCUUUAACAAAGAUGCAUGAGGAAGAACACCAUCAACAAAUGUCCAUCUUACAACUGCAGCUGAUACAAAUGAAUGAGGUUCAUGUGGCCAAAAUCCAGCAGAUAGAGCGAGAGUGUGAGAUGGCAGAGGAGGAACACAGGAUAAAAAUGGAAGUGCUCAAUAAAAAGAAGAUGUAUUGGGAAAGAAAGCUACAAACAUUUACCAAGGAAUGGCCUGUCUCUUCAUUUAACCGGCCCUUUCCCAAUUCACCGUGAGACUGCGGGGGUGGCUCACUUGUAAUUCAUGUGUGUUGGCAAAGCAAGUCGGGGCCGUGAACCUGUGGUCAGUAACCUGUACCAGAGCUACAACUAGGAACAUUAGAGCGGUAGUAGUCACUUAUUUAAGAAUGCAUUCAGGUAAAAAGCUGCCCCCUAUGUACCCUUUAAGUGGCAAAGAAGCUGUUUUAGUCUUCUGAAAAUUACGAGUGCUACAAUUCUGAAUGUAAUGUCUCUUCAAUUAGAAUCCAUACAAGAAUCAUGUGUGAGUGCUGUUGUUGUUGUUGUUUUUUAAUCAAAUGCAAGUGUGACUAUGAAGGAGUGUGGCUGAUGUUCUUUUUUAAAUAGCAGAACUUUUUUCUCCAAAUGUCAUGCCAUUGAAAGCAGCUCUUCCGGGAGAGCACACGUUUCUCCGGUGACGGUAUUGCUGCACAGAACUUGCUAGAGAUGUUGAGGGGAACCUCAUGUCCAACUGCAGUUCUCCUCAUUUUUAAUUUCUUUUCUUUUCCUUCCCAGUGUAUUUUGUUUCUGUUUGUAAACAGCCCAACAUUUGGAUGGAUGUUUUAUAACCGGGGCCUGUAAACUGCCUUUAUUUAAGGUCUUUCCCCCAAAGAGGAGUUCCAAAUCAUGUCUCCAACAAUGAUAGCUUUGUUGGGGCUAACGAUGUUACUACUGUGAGGAAAAAAAUGUUCCUUUAGAUUUAUACAUUCUGUUACAUUUGUUUUAUUAAAAA